CUUGUUCAUUGUUGGAGCAACAGCCUGGGACAUCGAUACAGCCUGAACCGAAACUUUCUUUCGCGAGUUGUGGAUUAAUUUGACUGGGGAACCGUCUUCUUUCGUAUCAUUAAAAAUUCCCCCAUUUAAUCUUGUGGGGAGUUAGCUGAGUAAUAACCGCCUCUUUCUUUUUUAAGUGAAGAGAGUACAAAAAGGGAAGAAAACUUUGUGGCGAAAAGGAGUUCUCUUGUCAUUCCCAUUCCACCAUUUUGAACUUUUUCGACCCAAGUUUUCGGGUGGAUUGUUUUGAAUCUGUGAAACAUGACAAGCAUCAACACUGCCAACAUCAACUUUAAGUGGGACCCCAAGAGCCUGGAGAUCCGUACUCUGGCAGUAGAGAGGCUGUUGGAACCCCUGGUCACACAGGUUACCACUCUGGUGAACACAAGCAACAAAGGUCCAUCUAACAAGAAGAAGGGACGCUCUAAGAAGGCUCAUGUUUUGGCUGCCUCGGUAGAGACUGCUACCCAGAAUUUUCUGGAUAAAGGAGAGAAAAUAGCGAAAGAAAGCCAGUUCCUCAAAGAUGAGCUGACUGCUGCUGUGGAUGAUGUCCGUAAGCAAGGUGAAUCAAUGAAACUGGCCUCUGGAGAGUUUGCAGAGGACCCCUGCUCUUCGAUGAAGAGAGGCAACAUGGUUCGGGCUGCUAGGGCCCUCCUCUCAGCUGUCACUCACCUGCUUGUGCUGGCUGACAUGUCUGAUGUCUACAAACUGUUACUGCAGCUCAAGCUGGUGGAGGAAAAUCUGGUGAAAGUGCGUAAUGCGGGAACGGAGCAAGACCUUAAGAUCCAAUAUAACGCCUUGAAACCAGAGGUGGACAAGCUCAACAACAUGGCUGCCAAGAGACAACAGGAACUGAAGGACGUUCACCACAAAGACCAAAUGGCUGCUGCCCGUGGGGUCCUGCAGAGAAACAUCCCUAUGCUGUACACAGCGUCCCGUGCCUGCCUGCAGCACCCUGACGUGGCAGCCUACAAGGCUAACCGUGACCUCAUCUACAAACAGCUGCAACAUGCAGUCUCUGGCAUCUCUAAUGCUGCCCAGGCUACUGCUUCAGAUGACUCCACACUCAGUCAGCCAGCAGGGGGAGGCGAGCUUGCCUAUGCCCUCAACAAUUUUGAUAAACAAAUCAUUGUCGACCCACUGGCAUUCAGCGAGGAGCGCUUCCGCCCCUCCCUGGAGGAGCGUCUUGAAAGCAUUAUCAGCGGUGCAGCCCUCAUGGCCGACUCGUCUUGUACACGAGAUGACCGCAGGGAACGCAUUGUGGCUGAGUGCAACUCUGUCCGCCAGGCCCUCCAGGACCUUCUGUCUGAGUAUAUGGGCAAUGCUGGCAGGAAGGAUAGGAGUGAUGCCCUGAACACCGCCAUCGACAGGAUGACAAAGAAGACCAGGGACUUGCGCAGACAGCUGCGUAAAGCCGUAAUGGACCAUGUCUCUGACUCCUUCCUGGAGACCAAUGUUCCUCUACUGGUCCUGAUUGAAGCUGCUAAAAAUGGCAAUGAGAAGGAGGUUAAGGAGUAUGCUCAGGUGUUCCGUGAGCACGCCAAUAAGUUGAUUGAGGUGGCCAACUUGGCAUGUUCCAUUUCCAACAAUGAGGAAGGAGUGAAGCUGGUCCGUAUGGCAGCCUCCCAGCUGGAAACCCUUUGCCCCCAGGUGAUUAAUGCAGCACUGGCCCUGGCUGCCAAGCCCAACAGUAAGGUUGCCCAGGACAACAUGGACUUAUUCAAGGAGCAGUGGGAGAAGCAGGUCCGAGUCCUCACCGAUGCCGUUGAUGACAUAACAUCCAUUGACGACUUUCUGUGUGUGUCAGAGAACCACAUCCUGGAGGAUGUGAAUAAGUGUGUGAUCGCCCUGCAGGAGAAGGAUGUUGAUGGUUUGGACCGCACUGCUGGGGCCAUCCGAGGCCGUGCUGCCAGGGUUGUCCAUGUGGUCACCUCCGAAAUGGACAACUAUGAACCUGGAGUCUACACUGAGAAGGUUCUGGAGGCCACAAAGCUCCUCACUGACACAGUCAUGCCACGGUUCACAGAGCAGGUGGAGGCUGCUGUGGAGGCCCUCAGUGCAAAUCCUUCCCAACCGGUGGAUGAGAAUGAGUUCAUUGAUGCAUCACGUCUUGUGUAUGACGGUGUUCGCGACAUUCGCAAGGCUGUCCUCAUGAUCAGGACCCCAGAAGAGCUGGAUGACUCGGACUUUGAAACGGAGGACUUCGAUGUUCGCAGCAGGACCAGUGUGCAGACAGAGGAUGACCAGCUUAUUAAUGGCCAGAGUGCCAGGGCUAUCAUGGCUCAGCUUCCUCAAGAGCAGAAGGCAAAGAUUGCAGAGCAGGUGGCCAGCUUCCAGGAGGAGAAGAGCAAACUGGAUGCUGAGGUUUCCAAGUGGGAUGACAGUGGCAAUGAUAUAAUCGUGCUGGCAAAGCAGAUGUGCAUGAUCAUGAUGGAGAUGACAGACUUCACCAGGGGGAAAGGGCCGCUGAAGAACACGUCUGAUGUCAUCAGUGCCGCCAAGAAAAUUGCAGAGGCCGGAUCAAGAAUGGACAAGCUAGGCCGCACCAUCGCUGACAAUUGCCCUGACUCUGCCUGUAAGCAGGACCUGCUGGCCUAUCUGCAGCGUAUCGCCCUGUAUUGCCACCAACUCAACAUCUGUAGCAAGGUUAAGGCUGAGGUUCAAAACCUGGGAGGAGAGCUGGUUGUGUCUGGGGUGGACAGUGCCAUGUCCCUCAUCCAGGCUGCCAAAAACCUGAUGAACACAGUGGUGUCUACUGUGAAGGCCUCCUAUGUGGCAUCCACCAAAUACCAGAAGAAUCAAGGCAUGCAGUCCCUCAACUUGCCAGCCAUCUCCUGGAGGAUGAAGGCCCCAGAGAAGAAGCCUCUGGUGAAGAGAGAGAAGCAGGAUGAUGGGCAGACCAACAAAGUCAAGAGAUCCUCUCACAAGAAGCAUGUCAACCCUGUGCAGGCACUGAGCGAGUUCAAGGCCAUGGAUAGCAUCUAGAGCCACCACUUCUUAUUCCAGAAAACACAUAGAGGUUAUAUUGGUGUAAAUUCCUAUAUAAUAUUUGAUAUUUUCAGUCCAUCAGAGAGAAAUGGUUGAACAAAUUUUUAGAUGAUACUCCUUUGCAUAGUCAGCUUGUCUGUUUGACAUACAAUUGUUUAUAGAGGCUUCUUAAGCUAUAUCCAUAAGGGUUCUUCUGUCUCAUUCCUUAAACCAGUGGUAUUAUAACUACAAAACUAUGGGCCAUGUUGGCCGAGAGUGUGCAGUUUUUCCAUUCCAACUGGACUCCACAACAGGUAAUUUCAAAGUUAAGUGCUUUUCUUUGGUGGAAAGUGUGAAGUGACCUGUUGUGGAGUCAAGUUGGAAUGAAAACCUGCGUACUCAGCCCUUCAUGGCACAUGGUUGAUUAUCACUGCAUGGUUGAAUAAACAAAUGGUCAAGCUUGCCCCUGUCAAGUUUUGAGUGUUAUUUCUCUCCUGGAGGAAAAAAUUAAUUGGAAGAAAGUGACUAGACGGGGGCAUUUUAGUGGUAAAAACUAAUUCCAAGAGGCAUUUGAUUAUAUAUUGUUUAUUUUUCGCAGUCUAACCUAUUUUAUUUGAGAGGUCGCAAAGGUGUUUCACUUCGUAUGAUUAUUGCGCAUUUACUUGUAAUAUGUAGUGCAGAUAUCAGCUAUGCAAAUCUUUUGCUCAAACAAUUAUUCAUUCAGAUGAGUUGAGCUAACGAUAUUAACGUUUUAGAUGGUUUGCUUCAAGAAACCAAAGUCGAUAUUUUUCCAUGUGCUUGCUUUUUUUGUCUUUACACAAUAGGUUGUUAUACCACUUCAUUCAGUAAAGUAAAACUGAAUUGUCUUUUAACACUACUCAAAGUACUCUGCCUAGUGUUUUUUUUUGUGAUACCCCUUGGCAUUUGAUUUGCUAAAUAUAAUUAUUUUUCCUUUAUCUUAAAAGAAAUCCAAUGUUUAAAAGUUUCAGGUUGUCAUUUCUUGUUCUUUGCGCAAUAACCAAAGGUAAUAAGGUGAUUUUGCAACAAUCUUUGGUGCAGGGCCUUCAUCCUAUAUUUACAGCACACACAUUCACAAAAUCAGCAAGACUUCCUUCUACCAGCUGACUAGAAUUUAAGAAUAUGUCCGGAAUAAAUGAUAAGCGUUUUCUCCAUUUCUCUGCCGGGGCAGAUGAGGAAAGGCAGAUUCCACUGGCUUUAGCCUCCUCCUUUUCUGCCCGGAUUUCCAUCCCUAAGCUUGAACACUAAUCAAGAUCUUGCUUUAUGCCCAUUCAUGCUGUUCCUAAAGUACUCAGAGGGUUUGCUUGUAGUCAUUAUGAAAGUCCUUGAAAUGACUUUCUGGGUCUUGGAGUUCUAAGGCAGUGAACAGGCUUUUUGCAUCAUUUAGAAAAAAAAAGUAGAAUGGAAAACAGUUGCUCUUGGCAGCUUGUUCUCUGGUCAUAUGCAGCUAUCUGCUGCCUAGUGAUGCAUUGGUAUACAGCGAGUCAUCUGAAUCCCUGCCGCUUUGGUCUUGAGGCUGAUUUUUUUUUUGUUGCUCAUUUGACAUCUGUAAACUAUAGCAGAAUGGGUGUGUAAGGUUAUGACAGAUGGAAGAUAAGUUGUUUGUUUUUUGUUUUUUUUGGGAGGCUCGAGCAUUUGGAGUGUUUGGGAGUAGAACUGUUUCCAUGUAGUUUACAUCUCCGUUUGCUGUGGAUUUAAAAUUUUGAAUCUGAAGUGGUCACACUACUUUGCUAUUCAGAUUCUGUUAUUGAGGGCUGACUUUUUACAUAUUCACGUGCCUGCUUUAUUAAUAAACAAAUAAAAUGGAUCAAUGACUUCUUU
Messenger RNA from Lampris incognitus (smalleye Pacific opah), 4845 nucleotides. It is a transcript of the gene ctnna1, whose product is annotated as catenin (cadherin-associated protein), alpha 1. The transcript has 18 exons. The record is from RefSeq and is a predicted model, not a curated record. NCBI's taxonomy places the organism in Eukaryota, Metazoa, Chordata, Actinopteri, Lampriformes, Lampridae. Gene Ontology annotation, molecular function: beta-catenin binding; actin filament binding; cadherin binding. Gene Ontology annotation, cellular component: adherens junction; catenin complex. Gene Ontology annotation, biological process: cell-cell adhesion; cell migration. The coding region runs from base 301 to 3024 and encodes 907 amino acids.